Molecule: messenger RNA, 699 nt
Organism: Neltuma alba
Lineage: Eukaryota; Viridiplantae; Streptophyta; Magnoliopsida; Fabales; Fabaceae
Product: agamous-like MADS-box protein AGL11
Exons: 8
Coding region: 16-699 (227 amino acids)
Biological process (GO): positive regulation of transcription by RNA polymerase II
Cellular component (GO): nucleus
Molecular function (GO): DNA-binding transcription factor activity; protein dimerization activity; RNA polymerase II transcription regulatory region sequence-specific DNA binding
Source: RefSeq, a predicted model, not a curated record
ACAUCUCAACAAGAGAUGGGAAGAGGGAAGAUAGAAAUAAAGAGGAUAGAGAACACAACAAAUCGGCAAGUGACGUUCUGCAAGAGAAGGAAUGGGCUUCUGAAGAAGGCUUAUGAGCUGUCUGUGCUCUGUGAUGCUGAAGUUGCCCUAAUCGUCUUCUCCAGCCGUGGCCGCCUUUACGAGUAUUCUAACAACAACAUAAGGUCAACUAUAGAGAGGUACAAAAAGGCUUGUUCAGAUAAUUCAGGUGCAAGCUCUAUUACUGAAAUUAAUGCUCAGUAUUAUCAGCAAGAAUCGGCGAAGCUGCGUCAGCAAAUUCAGAUGCUUCAAAAUUCAAACAGGCACUUGAUGGGUGAUGCGUUGAGCACACUGACUGUGAAGGAACUGAAGCAGCUGGAAAAUAGACUCGAAAGAGGAAUCUCUCGAAUCAGAUCCAAGAAGCAUGAGAUGCUCUUGGCAGAAAUCGAGUACCGCCAAAAAAGGGAGAUUGAGCUGGAAAAUGAAAAUCUCUGCCUUCGGACUAAGAUCGCUGAAAUGGAGAGGUUGGAGCAGCAAGCGAACAUGGUGUCAGGAGAGGAGCAGAUGAGUGCGAUGCAGCAAGCUUUGGCUUCUCGCAAUUUCUUCAAUCCCACAAACAUCAUGGAACUUUCUGCCACUCCUUACCCUCACUCUGACAAGAAGAUGCUUCACCUUGGGUAA